Messenger RNA from Phoenix dactylifera (date palm), 2843 nucleotides. The record is from RefSeq and is a predicted model, not a curated record. Lineage: Eukaryota; Viridiplantae; Streptophyta; Magnoliopsida; Arecales; Arecaceae.
AGGUAGAUCACUUCAUUAUAAACGUCAGCAGAAUAUCUAUGCGGGCGGUCGGCCACCCGCUUAGCUGAUAUUGAUGCCCUCCAACCCCGACCCUCGGCCUACCUUCAACAAGCACAUCCUGUCCCUCCUGGACAAAUGCGCCAAUCUCAAUCAUCUCAAGCAACUCCAAGCCUUCCUCAUCGCCACCGGCCAUGGCCAGACUCAAUUCUACUCCUUCAAGCUCGUCCGCUUCUGCGCCCUCGUCCUCGCCGACCUCCGCUACGCCCGUCUCAUCUUCGACAGCCUCCAACUCCCCAACGUCUACCUUUACACCGCUAUGCUCACCGCCUACUCCUCCCAUUCCGACUCCGCCUCCGCCUCCGCCUCCGCCUCCGCCCUCCACCUAUUCAACCUCAUGCUCCGCCGCGCCCGCUCUCGCCCCAACGAAUUCAUCUACCCCCAUGUCUUGAAAGCUUGCUCGGAUUCCUCUAGUCUUGGUUUGGUUAGAUCGGUGCAUUCACGUAUUCUGAAAACCGGUUUCGAUGGUUACACCGUGGUACAGACCUCUCUCCUCGAUGCGUACUCUAGAUUCUCGGAUCUUUACACUGCAAGACUUCUGUUUGAUGAAUUGCCUGAGAGAAAUGUGGUUUCUUGGACCGCUUUGAUUUCCGGGUACGGGCGGGUUGGGAAGAUCGGCAAUGCCAUUGCGUUAUUCGAGGAGAUGCCUGAGAGGGAUGUGCCAUCGUGGAAUGCGGUGAUAGCUGGGUGCACCCAGAACGGGCUCUUCUCUGAGGCGGUCUCGCUGUUUGCGAGAAUGGUUUUGGAGGGCGCCCGGCCGAAUCAGACAACUGUGUCGUGCUUGCUCUCGGCUUGUGGCCACCUUGGAAUGCUCCGGCUUGGGAAAUGGGUGCAUGGGUAUAUCUUCAAGAGCCAUAUGGGUCAUAGUCCCUUUGUCUCAAAUGCACUGAUUGAUAUGUAUGGGAAAUGCGGGAGCUUGAAGGAAGCGAGAUGGAUCUUCAGUAUGUUGACUGACAAAAGUUUGACAGCAUGGAAUUCUAUGAUCAAUUGUCUUGCGCUUCAUGGGCGUUGUGAGAGUGCGAUUGCGACAUUUAAGGAGAUGGAGCUUGAGGUCAUCAAGCCCGAUGAGGUCACAUUUGUGGGGCUUUUGAAUGCUUGUACCCAUGGGGGAUUGGUCGAUGAAGGACUCGCUUAUUUCAAGUCCAUGAGCCAGGACUACCAGAUUGAACCCCAGAUCGAGCAUUAUGGGUGUGUCAUUGACCUCCUUUGUAGGGCUGGAAGAUUUGAAGAUGCAAUGGAGAUUUUGAGGGGGAUGAGAAUCGAGCCUGAUGAAGUUGUGUGGGGAUCCUUGCUCAAUGGCUGUCGAGUUUAUGGGAAUACAGAGUUAGCAGAAUUGGCAGUUAGGAAGCUGCUGGAGAUAGACCCGAAUAAUGUUGAUUAUGGUGUUAUGUUGGCAAACUUAUACAGUGAAUGUGGUAAAUGGGGAGAGGUGGGGAAUGUCAGGAAGAUGUUGAAGGAGUGGGGAGGGAAGAAGUUGCCUGGAUGCAGUUGGAUUGAGGUGGAUAGCAAAGUUCACCGGUUUUAUUCUGGUGAUAAGCUCCAUCCUGAAGCCGAGGAGAUUUAUAAGGUCCUAGAAUUGUUGGUUGGAUUGAUGGAAGCAUGAGGAGAUGUGAAAAUAUUGGAUCAAUGUAUUUUUCUUCAGUGCCUAAAGUCAGGACCUUGUAGAACCAGAUUUAACUGCUUGGUAUCAGCUCAAGUUACAAUUUUGUGAUCUAUAUCUCCAGUUGCCUUACAGUCUGAUAAGCACAUCUGGAUCUGAAAUUGGGAAAGGCGACAAAGGCCUUUUGAGUUUCUUUGUGGAAAUUAGAAGCCACUAAAAUUUACGCACCAGGUGAUUUAUUUAUCUGCUAAUAUGUUUUUUCAGAACAUUUAUCUGCUAAUAUUAAAUGCCUUCUUGAAGUGUUAUGGGCCUUCUACCUUCUUUUGCUUGCAAUCUUCAUAUUAUAGUGCUCUGGUGUACAAACAAGACGGAGGAACCGAUUUGAACACCUCUAGAUAUGUUAAUCAUCGAAAUUUUCCUCUAGAAAUCAUCAGCUUUACAUUUUUCCGCUUUACCAUUGAAUAUCUUUUGAUAAGUAUAUGAAGCAAGGCGUAUGCAAUGAGUCCUGAGACCUUUAAUCCAAUGAAGUUUUGUCUGUGUGUAAAUCCAAAAGUACAUGAGUAAUCAUUGUGCUUGGCAACGAACCAGACAAUCUCCAGAAUAAAUCUGAUCACAAGUAACAAUGGUGAACACUUGCAGGUACAAUCUUAUUAAGAUCUAUUGAUCAUUCCAUAAGUUAUUGAUUAUUUUGCAGUUUUAUAUCUGGUUAUUUAGGAUGUUUUGAUGAGUGCAUUUUGGGUUGCUCAACCCUAUUGACUCUGCAGCAAUUCAAAACGAUGUUAACAUUUUUGGUGCUAGGGCCACAAACCAGACAAUCCUUGCCAUCUUUAACAUUCCUGGUUGAAAUUUUAGAGAUUCAGUUCAUAGCAUUCAAAAGGCUGAUACAGCUGAUAUCUGUUGCUGGUUUUGGCAGGGUCUGUUUUUGAAGGAGCUGGUUUUGGAAGGGUCAUCGGUACAAAAUAGGUCAGGUAUUAAGGCGGCACUGUGCUGUAGCCUCUUAUAUGCGGCAAUAACAAAAAUGUACUUGUUGAUGGAGUAUCAACAUAAUUUGGGAUGUGGAAGCUGUCUCUAGAAUUUGUCAAUCUUAGCACUUCCAUUGAGACUAUUUCUCCCUUUUAUGAUCCUUUAAUUUAAUCUCUACCCCACCCUUCCUUUUCUGUGACAUGAUAUGUCAUGAAUCUCUAAA